AUGGCCCCGCACCGCAUAGCGAACCCCGCCCUCUUUAUUUGCGAUCUGCAGGAAAAGUUCCGCCCCGCCAUCUAUGAGUUCCCCAAGGUGAUUGCAACGGCACAGAAGCUGCUUCGAGCAAGCCAGGUGCUUAACAUCCCCGUCAUUGCAACUACCCAAAAUCGUGCACGGUUGGGCGAGACGUGUCCAGAGCUGAAGCUCGAUGCCCCCGAUGGCGUCAAGACUGUUUGUCAUCUUGACAAAACUCUCUUCUCCAUGAUUACCCCGGAAGUUGAAAGGGCCCUCGACUCUCUCAACGCCCCCGGCCCGCUGUCCGCCAUCGUUGUUGGCAUUGAGAGCCAUAUCUGCAUCACCCAGACCACUCUGGAUCUUCUCAGGCGAAAGCACAAGGUAUAUGUCAUCGCAGACGGCGUAAGCAGCUGCAACAAAGAAGAGAUUCCAAUUGCCCUGGCAAGAUUAAGACACGAAGGCGCCAUUGUCACCACCAGCGAGAGCUUCUUGUACGAAUUGUUUGGAGAAGCCGGCACACCCGAAUUCAAGGCACUCAUCAACAUUGUCAAGGAAUCCUCGCACACCACCAAGGACACUUUGCAAGCCCUCUGCAAAUUCUAA
Molecule: messenger RNA, 612 nt
Organism: Bipolaris zeicola 26-R-13
Lineage: Eukaryota; Fungi; Ascomycota; Dothideomycetes; Pleosporales; Pleosporaceae
Exons: 6
Coding region: 1-612 (203 amino acids)
Source: RefSeq, a predicted model, not a curated record